Messenger RNA from Desarmillaria tabescens, 1480 nucleotides. Its product is annotated as short-chain dehydrogenase. The record is from RefSeq and is a predicted model, not a curated record. Lineage: Eukaryota; Fungi; Basidiomycota; Agaricomycetes; Agaricales; Physalacriaceae. The transcript is spliced from 7 exons. The coding region runs from base 289 to 1149 and encodes 286 amino acids.
CCUUCGGUCGAGGACUUUGGCCUAGAUGGAUUGAUAAGAAACGACGACAUAUUAAGUGACUUCUAUCUAUUUCAAGGAUUGCCCAAUCCACCUGUGACCGCACUCUUUCCGCUAUCUUGCAGACAUGACGACUCUUUCUUCACACAAGAAGCUUUCAGAAUAGGAUUGGGGCCCGAACCUCAGUCAUAGCGUCUGACUAAGUAUCAUGGGAAAAGGACGGUCCUUUCGCAGUUUUGCUGAAUAAGACUGCUAGAAUAAAGAGGACCUUACUCAGAGACUUGUUCAGCGAUGGCAGAUCUUAACGUGGCUACAGUGUUGUCCUUGUCCGGACGAGUAGCUUUUGUUACAGGCGGAGGGACGGGGAUAGGGUUUAGUAUUGCUAAGACAUUUGCUGCAAACGGUGCAAAAGCGUACAUCGCUGGCCGAAGGAUGGACGUACUGGAAAGGGCUGCGGCGUCAGUUACAGGCGUACCAGGGUCUAUUGUUCCGCUCCAGAUGGACGUGACCGACGAAGAAGCCGUCAAGGCCGGCGCUAAUCACAUUGAGAAUAUCGACGGCAAGCUCGACAUUCUCGUUAACAAUGCAGGAUUCGCCGGCUCCCGUCGUGACCCAGACUUCUUCGCCAAGAAACUCGCGGCGGCAGAUCCAUUCGAGCCUGAGACCAUCCAGAACUGGGCCGACAUCUUCGCACUGAACACCAUCGCCCCGUUCUUCGUCUUCCGCGCCUUCCAAUCCCUCCUCGUCAAAGGAGCAUAUUCCCGCCCCCAAGGCACCUCAAGCAUCAUCAACAUCAGCAGCGGUGCAGCAAAAAUCAACUUAACAGCGUUCGGAGUGUGUCUAGGUUAUAGUCUAACGAAAGCGGCGUUGGACAAGCUCACGCUCGUGCUUGGGACGAGUUUUGCGCAGAGGGGUAUCCCGAUUCGGGUGAACUCGUUGCAACCUGGUGCGUUUGCGUCGGAGAUGACGAGUAGUGCAUUUUUGGAGACUAUCGAGACGAAGCCGGUGCCUGGAAUGGUGGCACCGAUACCAGCGGGGAGACACGGAACUGAUGCUGAGAUGGGGAUGACGGCGAUCUACUUGGCAGUGUCGGAUUAUACGAACGGAACGAUUUUGAGCGUUGAUGGUGGCAUAUCGCUGGUAAAUCCCUGAAUAUUGACUCAAUUGUGGAAUUUCCAAGCCUUUGGCAUGUUCUUUUCCCUCGACAUCACCGUCCCUUUGAGGUGGUUGCAAGGCCGAACUUAGCUUUCUGUCUUCUAGGAUCAUUGCAACCUUGAAACCGAGUCUUUCUUCUCUAACAAUUUGAAUUAUUAGAGAGACGCCGACUACAAUAACAACGGAAUCAUCUGAAAUGACCAACAUCAUUCACUAAUGUAAAGCUCUCACCCUUAAAGGAAGCUGAGAGCCUAAAUGUGCUUUCUCUUUCACAGUGGGUACGACGGUCGGUGGCCAGGGAACUGUAAGAUCUCCAGGCCGCCUUCAG